UGGGUAAAAUCAAAGAUGGCGGACGAACUUGAUGUUGAUGACCUGAAAGCUUGGAUGUACGAAAAAGCUAAAUUGCAGUGCAGUCCCUUGGUAAAAGCCUUUCUAGAAUGUGCACAGGACCGUACCAUCUCUUUAGCUUGGACCUGUCGCCCAGAACACAAAGCCAUGAAACAGUGUAUGGAAGGAUUCUAUAGAAAAGCCAACUUUAAAAAAUACAAGGAAGAAUAUUUAAGAACAGUCAAGGGCAAGUAAAUGAAGAACAAGUUUUUGAGAAUUCUAGAUCACUGAUGAUCCUUCAAACUGAUGUGGAUCACAUUCUGUUCACAAUAACUGCCUGGAAGAGAAAGAACUGUGAACAAAAUGAUGUCAAGAGACAAAUUAGAACAUUAUUCUUUUCAUCACUUUUUUUUAGUUGUGCUUUUGAUUUUUCAAGACAGAUAUAACCUUUGUUUUUAAAAAAAAAAAGAGUGGAAGCAAACUUAGCUUACAGAGCAGGGAUAGUUUUGGUGAGCAAGUGCUCAGAAUUUUUUUUCAGUGAAAAUUAUAGCUGUCAUCUUUGAUUUUUACAGCCGCAGAAGGCUGGGGAGAGAAAGAAAUUUGUACCAAGUGGUUGAGCAAUGCCCAAAAGGAAGGUGGUGGGCCAAUAGAAAUUACCUCUCCCCAUCCCCUCCCCCCACCAUCCGCUUAAACUCGUAAUCAAACAUGACUGGUCAAUUAAACAAUCAUGAGAAAUUGCCCUAGUAAAAUUCUUUAUUUAAUUUUUGUGCAUCACUUGUGUGAUGCACAAAUCAUCAAGGAAAAGUUGGCUCUUUUUGACAGAAAAGAUAAUGUUUGGUAAAGUUGUUGCAUAUUUUUGCCCAGAAUACCAACUUUAAUAUUU
This is a messenger RNA of Pocillopora verrucosa, 880 nucleotides long. Its product is annotated as COX assembly mitochondrial protein homolog. Lineage: Eukaryota; Metazoa; Cnidaria; Anthozoa; Scleractinia; Pocilloporidae. The record is from RefSeq and is a predicted model, not a curated record.